Messenger RNA from Pogona vitticeps (central bearded dragon), 1546 nucleotides. It is a transcript of the gene ADSS1, whose product is annotated as adenylosuccinate synthase 1. NCBI's taxonomy places the organism in Eukaryota, Metazoa, Chordata, Lepidosauria, Squamata, Agamidae. Gene Ontology annotation, cellular component: cytoplasm. Gene Ontology annotation, molecular function: adenylosuccinate synthase activity; GTP binding. Gene Ontology annotation, biological process: IMP metabolic process; 'de novo' AMP biosynthetic process. The record is from RefSeq and is a predicted model, not a curated record.
GGGCGUACUUGCUGUGGAGGCGAGUUUUUGAGAAGCUUAGCGGCUGCCGGUUCGCCGUUCCCUCAGGGAAGGCUUGUUCCCCCCCAGCCGUCGCCACCAUGUCCGGUACCCGAGCAGCAGCCGCGGCGGCAGCUGCGGCCGUUGCUGCCUCCAACGACCGAGCUCUUCACCAGAACCCCCCUGUAGCGGCUGCCGGCGGUCUGAAGCGGAUGCGGAGCGAGCCGGGCGGCAACCGAGUGACGGUGGUGCUGGGCGCUCAGUGGGGGGACGAAGGCAAAGGCAAAGUGGUGGAUCUCUUGGCCACCGACGCCGACAUCGUCUGCAGGUGCCAGGGAGGAAAUAAUGCAGGCCAUACGGUGGUUGUUGAUGGGAAGGAAUAUGAUUUUCAUCUCUUUCCUAGUGGUAUAAUUAAUCCCAAGGCAAUUUCUUUUAUUGGAAAUGGAGUAGUUAUACAUUUACCAGGCUUAUUUGAAGAAGCUGAAAAAAAUGAAAAGAAAGGUUUAAGAGACUGGGAGAAAAGACUCAUUAUAUCUGACAGAGCACACAUUGUGUUUGAUUUUCACCAGGCAGUUGAUGGACUUCAAGAAGUACAGCGGCAAGCACAAGAGGGGAAAAACAUUGGUACAACGAAGAAAGGAAUUGGACCAACCUAUUCUUCCAAAGCUGCACGGACAGGCCUUCGGAUUUGUGAUCUUCUUUCAGAUUUUGAUGAAUUUUCUUCAAGAUUUAAGAACUUGGCGCAUCAAUACAAGUCAAUGUUUCCUUCUUUAGAAACUGAUGUAGAAGGACAGCUAAAAAAACUAAAGGGCUAUGCCGAAAAGAUAAGACCAAUGGUCCGAGAUGGUGUUUAUUUUAUGUAUGAAGCUCUACAUGGGUCUCCAAAGAAAAUUCUUGUCGAGGGUGCCAACGCAGCCCUGCUUGACAUUGACUUUGGUACAUAUCCUUUUGUGACAUCGUCGAACUGCACUGUGGGAGGUGUAUGCACUGGUCUUGGUAUUCCUCCUCAGCAUGUUGGAGAAGUAUAUGGUGUAGUGAAGGCCUACACAACAAGAGUGGGAAUAGGAGCCUUCCCCACUGAGCAAAUAAAUGAAAUUGGAGAUCUUUUACAGUCUCGAGGCCAUGAAUGGGGAGUGACCACAGGUAGAAAAAGGCGCUGUGGUUGGCUUGACCUUGUCAUUUUGAGAUACGCUCAUAUGAUCAAUGGAUUCACUGCUCUGGCAUUAACAAAACUGGAUAUUCUGGAUGUCCUUGAUGAAAUCAAAAUUGGCUUUGCUUACAAGCUGGGUGGAAAAAGGAUCCCUUAUUUUCCAGCUAACCAGGAAAUACUGCAGAAAGUGGAGGUGGAAUAUGAAACCAUGCCCGGAUGGAAGAGUGACACAACUAGUGCCAGAAAAUGGGAAGAACUGCCACUUAAGGCACAAAAUUACAUUCGGUUUGUGGAAAAUCAUGUUGGGGUGCCAGUUAAAUGGGUUGGAGUUGGAAAAUCAAGAGAAUCAAUGAUCCAGCUUUUUUAGUGAAACAAAGAACUUCGCUGGCAAGAAACACA